This is a messenger RNA of Thyridium curvatum, 720 nucleotides long. RefSeq lists its product as uncharacterized. Lineage: Eukaryota; Fungi; Ascomycota; Sordariomycetes; Thyridiales; Thyridiaceae. The transcript has 2 exons. The record is from RefSeq and is a predicted model, not a curated record. Bases 1 to 720 code for a protein of 239 amino acids.
AUGGGUGCUUCGGACAACCUCGACACAGUCUUCUCCGCAUUCGACAUAGCCUCUAAGCCUGAACCCAAGCCCGAAUCCAAGCCUGAGCCUGAGCCAGAGCCUGAACCCAAACCAAAUCCACUCCGCUCCUGCGAGGCCAAUCCCUCGGGCGAGCGACCAGCCCUUUUCGAGGAUGGCGAUCUGGAGGAGUGCCUGAAUUGCGGCAAGCCAUGCGACCCCGAGAAAACACCGGUGACAUGCAGCUUCUGUAGCGUCGGGCCAUUCUGCAACGCCGAGUGCAAAGAGGAGAAUGAAGCAAGCCACCACCUCGUGUGCAGCGAAGGUUCCAUCUUGCGCCAGCCGGGUCUCGGCCAAAUCUCGAAAUUCUCCUCCCCCAGGAUUCGUUUGUGUUUCUUUUUCUCGGAUCGAAACGAACAACUUGCUGCCGGGUCCACGUUGCCAGUCUUUGAUCCAAGGUGCCUCCCAGAGGAGGCUGCGCCCGACCUCAACGUCUUGAGCCUAGUAAAAUUAGACAAGGACGGCAUUCUCAAGUUGCCCAUAGACUUUCCCAAGACCGCCGGCCUGCGCUUUACCGAGAUCAACACGGCCAAGACGGCAAAGUCGCGUCACUACCUCCGCAUCUUGCACUACGGCUGGCUCCGCAACCGCUCCACCACGUACUGUCUCUAUCUCAACCGCGAGCUCAUGAGACUCUGGCUGCCCGCGUACCCCUGGCCGUAG